Messenger RNA from Acaulospora morrowiae, 483 nucleotides. The record is from the annotation of a GenBank genome assembly. NCBI's taxonomy places the organism in Eukaryota, Fungi, Glomeromycota, Glomeromycetes, Diversisporales, Acaulosporaceae.
GAUGCGACAGAAGUAUUGGACCUCAAUCGUGAAGAGUCACCUUCACACGUAGAACUUUUCGAUGUUCAUCGACAUUUUAUCUGCCGAGUACUGCAAGUAUCGCAUCAUCCCUCUGAUAAUAGUAUGAGCGUUGUGGGAGUGUUUAUCGGUAAACACCAAGUGCAAAAGGGUGUAGCAAAUGCUUCUAUGGAUAAGCCAAUUCAUUACACACCAUACUACCUACAUCUUCCCAGGUACCGUGACAGAUUACAUUGUCCAAAAGCUUUUACACACCUGCCAUGCAUUAAUCACACUAUAGCACAUGGUGAUACAACCCGAGGUACACAUCAAUUACAUCCGUUCUUGGAGCUUGUUCGGAACGGUUCUUUACUUGUGAGAAUAUUUCGUUCCGAAAUUUUGACUAUUCGAAGAAAGGAUUUGGCCAAGGGCAUGCAUGAUCUUGAAUUUACAAAUUCUUACGAACGCAUGAUGAUCACCGGAAUG